Molecule: messenger RNA, 2443 nt
Organism: Zophobas morio
Lineage: Eukaryota; Metazoa; Arthropoda; Insecta; Coleoptera; Tenebrionidae
Gene: eIF3b
Product: eukaryotic translation initiation factor 3 subunit B
Exons: 6
Coding region: 44-2149 (701 amino acids)
Biological process (GO): translational initiation
Cellular component (GO): eukaryotic translation initiation factor 3 complex
Molecular function (GO): RNA binding; translation initiation factor activity; translation initiation factor binding
Source: RefSeq, a predicted model, not a curated record
ACUCCGUGCCCUUCUUUACCGACCGGUGUUCACGCGUGUCAAAAUGGCGAAAAAGAAAGUGGACGACAAAAAUAGUUUAAAUGGAAAUAAUACGAAGAACGAAAGUGAUUUAUCGUCAAAUGAUGAUGAUCCCAACUUUAGUGAUCCUGAGGGAUUCGUCGACAACAUCCCAGAAGAAGAACUCCUCGGUGACAUUUUAAAACAAAAACCGAAGGAAACGGAUGGUGUGGAGAGUGUGAUUGUUGUUGACGGUGUCCCACAAGUUGGUCCAGACCGUAUAGAAAAAUUGAAGUCUGUCAUUAAUAAAAUAUUCGUGAAGUUUGGAACCAUAGUCAAUGAGUAUUACCCUGUAAGCGAAAGCGGACACACGAAAGGCUACAUCUUUUUGGAAUAUUCUUCGCCAGUGAACGCCGCGGAAGCUGUAAAACUUACGAAUAAUUUCAAACUUGACAAGCAACACACCUUCCAAGUUAAUUUAUUUACGGACUUUAACAAAUAUGAGUCUAUUCCUGAGGACUGGGAGCCUCCAGAGCCGCUGCCGUAUGAGGGUCAAGGCGAUCUGCACCACUAUUUAUUGGAACCAGAUGCUUAUGAUCAGUUUGCAGUGGUCCUGGGGCAAGGUCAGUCUGUACAGAUUUGGCAGAAUACCCAACCCGAUCCAAGUUUAGUGGAGGAGAGACAUGCAUGGACACAUGCAUAUAUCAGGUGGUCACCCCUUGGUACGUACUUGGCAACUUUCCAUAAGCAAGGUAUAGCUCUUUGGGUUGGACAAAAAUUUACACAGUAUAAGAGAUAUGCUCAUGCCAAUGCACAGUUUAUUGAUUUUUCGCCGUGUGAGAAAUACUUGAUUACAUAUUCGCCUCAGGGAGAUCCAAACCAUCCAUCACAAAAGGGAAUCAUUAUUUGGGAUAUCAGGACCGGUCAGGAAAAACGCUCUUUUAAUCCCGAGGGCCCGUCUUCGUGGCCCAUCUUCCGCUGGUCUCACGACGACAAAUACUUCGGUCGCGUUGGCAACGACGUUCUCUCCAUCUACGAAACACCAUCUUUCGGUUUGUUGGAAAAGAAAUCCAUCAAAAUUAGCGGAAUUCGAGAUUUCAAUUGGUCCCCCACCGAUAACGUCGUCGCUUACUGGGUAGCCGAAGACAAAGACGUCCCCGCAAGCGUCACCCUUCUCGAAAUUCCAAAUCGGAACGAAAUCAGAAAGAAGAACUUGUUUAACGUAGCCGAUUGUAAGAUUCACUGGCAGAAGUCGGGCGACUACUUAUGCGUAAAGGUCGAUCGGUACUCGAAAGUAAGGAAAGAGAAAAACGAAACGAAAUAUUCCGGGAUGUAUUGUAAUUUCGAAAUCUUCCACAUGAGGGAGAAACAGAUUCCUGUAGAUAGCGUGGAGAGUAAAGAACCCAUACAGGCUUUCGCUUGGGAACCCGUAGGGUCGAAGUUUGCAGUGAUCCACGGAGAGUCGCCAAACAUUAACGUUAGUUUCUAUGAAGUAAGAGUAGGGCAGGCUCCUAUUCUUCUCAAGAAGUUCGAAAAGCGGGCUUGUAAUCAUCUGUUCUGGUCGCCCGGUGGGCAGUUUAUCGUGUUGGCGGGACUGGGAUCUAAUGGUGGAGGGUCGUUGGAAUUUGUCGAUACGCACGAAUUUUUGGUGAUGAAUACUACUGACCAUUUCCAAAUGUCUGACGUGGAAUGGGAUCCAACAGGGCGGUAUGUUACAACUGCUGUCUCCUAUUGGAAGACCAAAGUGGAUACUGGUUACUGGAUUUGGUCAUUCCAAGGUAAAAUUCUCAAACGGGUUAACUUGGAAAAAUUUGCUCAGUUGUUGUGGCGACCCCGCCUACCUACUCUUUUGUCGGACGAGAAACAAAAGGAGAUCAAAAAGAACCUGAAGAAGUAUUACCCACAGUUUGAAAGCAAGGAUAGGAUGAGGCAGUCCAAAGCUUCAAAGGAACUUAUCGAGAAACGUGCCGCGUUGAUGAAGGAGUUCAACGAGUACAGGAGUAAAAGAAUUAAGGAAUAUAACGAAAAUAAACAAAGGAGGCUUGAACUUAGAAACAAUAUCGAUACUGACGAAUUAGACGCUGAUCCGCAAAACGUAGAAGAGGAAAUCGUAGAAUUCUUUAUCAAAGAGGAAAUAACUGUUCUGGAUUAAGACAAUUGAGGUUGACGUGUUGUUCCUGUGUACACACUAAUCGUGCACAGGAAUUUGUGACUGUGAAUUUUAUAAAUAAACAACCAUAAAUAAGAAAAUAUUGCAUAUUUUGUUGUAUUUAAUAUUUCGUACUUGAUUAGGUUUCUGUUUAUCCAGUUUCAUUGUGUAAGUUGUUGGCUGCCAUUGUUUUAUAUUCCCUAUUUUAUUAGGUUGGUUAUUUUUUAACAUCUCAUGUUCAAUACUAAUCUCAACUGUCUGUUGAAUAACCAGAAAAUAAAUUUUCUUAUCAGACAA